Molecule: messenger RNA, 1317 nt
Organism: Entelurus aequoreus (snake pipefish)
Lineage: Eukaryota; Metazoa; Chordata; Actinopteri; Syngnathiformes; Syngnathidae
Product: cathepsin Z
Exons: 6
Coding region: 8-919 (303 amino acids)
Cellular component (GO): lysosome
Molecular function (GO): cysteine-type endopeptidase activity
Source: RefSeq, a predicted model, not a curated record
UUCCACCAUGGCGGCGUCCUUUGCUGUACCGCUGCGGUGUUGUUGUUGUGUCUUUUUGCUUUUCUUCCCGCACAGAAGCGCUUCUCAGCUCCUGAAUGAACCUUGUUACAAACCCAUACAAGACGACAGGCCGGACUUUGUCAGGACGCACCCUCGGCCCCACGAGUACACAAAUGUGUCCGAUCUUCCUCCGUCGUGGGACUGGAGGAACAUUGACGGGAAGAAUUACGUGAGCGCCACCAGGAACCAGCACAUCCCCCAGUACUGCGGCUCCUGCUGGGCCAUGGGGGCGACCAGCGCCCUGGCUGACCGUAUCAACAUCAUUCGCAAGGGAGCGUGGCCGUUGGCGUACCUGUCGGUACAGAACGUCAUCGAUUGUGGGGGCGCGGGGUCUUGCUACGGCGGGGACCACAUGGGAGUCUACGCAUACGCGCACCACCAGGGCGUCCCGGACGAGACCUGCAACAACUACCAAGCCACGAACCAAAAAUGCGAGCUGUUCAACCAGUGCGGCACGUGCGUCUCCUUCGAGUCGUGCGGCGUGGUCAGGAACUACACCGUGUGGAAAGUCGGGGACUACGGCAAAGUGUCUGGGAGAGACCGCAUGAAGGCUGAGAUAUACUCCAAUGGACCCAUCAGUUGCGCCCUGAUGGCCACCCGGGGACUGGAGGGCUACGCAGGGGGCGUCUUCUCAGAGUUUCACCCCCUCUCGCUGCCCAAUCACAUAAUAUCAGUGGCCGGCUGGGGCAUGGCGGAGGACGGCACCGAGUUUUGGGUGGUCAGGAACUCCUGGGGAGAGUUUUGGGGAGAACAUGGCUGGGCCAGAAUAGUCACCAGUGCCUAUAAGGGAGGAAAAGGCAACUGGUUCAACCUGGGUAUUGAGAAACAUUGUGCGUAUGGGGAUCCCAUUGUUACAUAGAUUUGUUUUACUAACAGCUCUAUAUUUGACUUUUAACAACCCGCAUUGUCACAACAAUGUAAUACUGUCUUUUUGCCUGAUUUAUUUUCUUUACUUUCUCUCUUUUGGCAAACAGAAAACCCAUCUUUACCGACACAAAUCCACUUUCAGCCUCUUUUAAACGCGAGUGUGAACGGUUUUGAUUGAUUGAUUGAAACUUUUAUUAGUAGAUUGCACAGUACAGUACAUAUUCCGUGCAAUUGACCACUAAAUGGUAACACCCGAAUACGUUUUUCAACUUGUUUAAGUCGGGGUCCACCUUAAUCAAUUCAUGGUACAAAUAUAUACUAUCAGCAUAAUACAGUCAUCACACAAGUUAAUCAUCAGAGUAUAUACAUUGAAUUAUUUACAAUCCGGAG